Ictalurus furcatus (blue catfish) is the source of this 4558-nucleotide messenger RNA. It is a transcript of the gene pde9ab, whose product is annotated as phosphodiesterase 9ab. The record is from RefSeq and is a predicted model, not a curated record. Gene Ontology annotation, molecular function: 3',5'-cyclic-GMP phosphodiesterase activity. Bases 386 to 1942 code for a protein of 518 amino acids. Gene Ontology annotation, biological process: cGMP catabolic process. The transcript has 20 exons. Lineage: Eukaryota; Metazoa; Chordata; Actinopteri; Siluriformes; Ictaluridae.
UCGGAGUCGACUCCAAAAAUCUGCGGAAUCGAUUCCUCAACACCUGAAGUGCACAGGAUUAGGAGUCGACUCCAAACUCUGCAAUCGAACAGAAUCGUAUUUUAAGACCAGCCUCCAGCUGGAGCGUUUCCAGGGCAGCGCGCGUGCAAGUGGGCGGGGUAUUUCGGCCCCGCCCACAUCUCGCGCGCCAUGAAUAAUCCCGCGCUUUCCUCUCAGCUUCCUCAGCAUCUGUGAGUUUAAAGCCUGAGGGAAGGUGGAUGGCACACACACAGGUGGGUCACCUGGCCCUUACACUAGCUUCUCCCUGUGCUUUAACAGUUCUUGAGAAGGAAAGGUAGCAAUAUCUAAAAAAAAAAAUUAAAAAAAAUCUCAAUAAAGUGUCAUAAUGGGAUCCAGCUCUUCGUCCUACGCUCCUAAAACCGUGUACCUGGACGUAGAUGGAAAAGUUCAGAGGGUCAUUUUCAGUCGACACUGCAGUCCGUGUGACAUCAGAGAGUUGCUUUGUACGUCGUCCAACAUCACCAGAAACACGCCUAUUCUUUUAGUAGACGCAGAGGGAGCACUGAUAUCUAUCGACCCCACCAUGCCUACAAACUCGCCUAACAACUUGUAUAAAGUAAUGCCCCAUUCCAGUCAAGGAGGAGAGAAAGAAGACAUGUUCCAGAAUGUUCUCUCCCAAGUGGCGGAGCAGUUCAGUCGGGCUUUCAGAAUAAACGAGCUGAAGACGGAGAUGACCAACAGGCUGGCCAUGCUGGAGAAGAGAGUCGAACUAGAGGGCCUCAAAGUGGUAGAGAUCGAGAAGUGUAAGAACGAUCUGAAGAAACUAAGGGAUGAGGUGACCUCUAGAGGCGGAGCAAGGGUGAACUGCAACUGCAAGUACAAUUUCACAGACGACGGGAAGAAACUUUCUCCCAGACGUGAUGUUCCAAGUUAUCCAAAGUACACGCUUUCCCAGGAGACUAUAGAGACUCUCAAGAAGCCCACCUUUGAUGUAUGGCACUGGGAGCAUAAUGAGAUGUUAAGCUGUCUGGAGUACAUGUAUCAUGAUCUCGGACUCGUGAAGGAGUUUAACAUGAACCCCAUCACCCUUAAGAGAUGGCUGCUGGCGAUCCAGGAAAAUUACCGUGACAACCCGUUCCAUAACUUCCGUCACUGCUUCUGCGUCAGCCAGAUGAUGUACGGAAUGAUCCACUUGUGCAACCUCCAGGAGAAGCUGACUAUGACUGACAUGUGCAUUCUGAUGACGGCAGCAGUGUGCCAUGAUCUCGACCAUCCAGGAUACAAUAACACGUAUCAGAUUAACGCUCGGACAGAGCUGGCUGUGCGCUAUAACGAUAUCUCGCCCCUGGAGAACCACCACUGUGCAGUGGCCUUCCAGAUCCUCGCCAUGCCCGAGUGCAAUAUCUUCGCCAACAUCGAACUCGAGUCCUUCAAACAGAUAAGACAGGCCAUUAUUACUCUUAUUCUAGCCACUGACAUGGCCAGACAUGGCGAGAUACUAGAUUCCUUCAGACAGAAAGUGGACAACUUUGACUUCACCAACGAGGAGCAUGUCAAAUGUCUGAAGAUGGUCUUGAUCAAGUGUUGCGACAUCUCCAACGAGGUGAGACCAACCGAGGUGGCCGAGCCAUGGGUGGACUGCCUGCUGGAGGAGUACUUCAUGCAGAGUGACAGAGAAAAGUCGGAAGGUCUUCCUGUCGCUCCUUUUAUGGACCGGGACAAAGUGACCAAGCCAACGGCACAAAUUGGCUUCAUCAAAUUUGUUCUCAUCCCAAUGUUUGAGACAGUCAUGAAGCUUUUCCCUCAGAUCGAGGAGAUCAUGGUGCAGCCGUUGCGAGACUCCCGUGACCACUACGAAGAACUAAAACAGAUUGAUGAUGCCAUGUCACAAGCCCAGAAGAAGAAAACGGAGAGCAUGUCAUUAGGAGGAAAGAAGAAAUAGACCCUGCUUCUUUGUCACAAAAAGAGAAGUUCAGCGUAAACCGGAGUCUCAUGGCCGGAUGACGUAGCAUGGAUUUGUUCUGGUGCCCCUUGUGUCCUUUUUCUGAGAUGGAGUGGGCUUCUCCUGCCCAAGCCUUGCAAGCCUUGAACGCCCGUUCUGAGAGGACAGAUUUCUCCAUAUCAGAUAGAUAUAGUAAGACACCAUAUGUGAGAGGAGCCUUAAGAGGACAAUGAAUCGUUAGCGUUUCAAGAUUUUACAGCGCAUUUUAUAAGGUAAGGUUGAGAGAACAUAUAGCGGGAGCAAAAAUUCAUUCACUUGUUUGAGGAUGUAACAGCUGAAACGGUGAUUUCGUGGUGUUGUGAUAAAGGAAGAAUUUUAAGUAGUUUGUAAAAUAAAAAAUUAAGAAGAAAAAAAGCAAAUGUUGAAGUAUUAGCCAGCUGGCAUUUAUAUUUAUUUGUCUGAUAUUUAUAAAGGGAAAAGUUCACCUUUUUUGGAGUGUUGUUUGAUACAUUUGAAAGGUAUUAAAGGGAAACAAUCAAAUGGUUUACAUUCCUUUAUAGAUAUUUAUAUACGUUUUUGACCCUCAAGAUAAAGUUGUUGUGUGAGAAAAAACAAGAAAAGUAGGAUGUGAUUUGUAAAGCCACGGUGCAUUCAGACAUCUACAAACACCCAUGAUUUGAGAGAACGAAAGCUGAACGUGGCGUUUCAGUGUCUGAGCGUAUUUAGGCGUUUCCAAAUCAGUGGAGCACACAACUCAGUAAUUUACAUCAUAUACAUUUGUAGUGUUACUACAACUAAUAUUAUUGACAAUAUGGAAAAUGAGCAUGAGAGUUUAACUGCAAAUUGUGGCUCGAGUUUCACACCCAGGUUUACUUUCUUAAUAACAAGAUCUGCCAAAGAAAUGAUCCUUUUGUUGGAAAUUUAACAUUUAGUUCAAAGAUACCUUGGAAAACACAAUUCUACGGAUGUGCCUCGUUUUGUACGUACAUACAACCUGUUUUAAGAACUAAUCUCUUUUUAAAUAUGACGACCGAAGCAAAUUGAUUUACGUGAGUUGGGCUUUUAAAAGCUUUUAAACUUAUUUAUUUACUUAACCAGAAUGUCGAAUCCUCAAGGUACUAUAUUACUUUGCUGUUGUUGUUUUUUUUGCUAUUAUGUUUAUGUUUCCAGUAUUUUUCAUUUGAAUCGUGUUAUAAGUCUUAACUUAAAGCUCAACAUGUCAAAGCUCACACCAUGUUAUACAGAUCUGGUUAAUUAUGCAGUGAAUGCAUUGCAAGCUGUAUGAUAUUUACAUAUUUUUCCCAGCAGAGUAUAAAACCACUUGCAAAAUUGUUUUUAAUUAAUGAAUUUAUUAUUUAUUUAUUUAUUUAUUUAUUUAUUUAUUUAUUUGACACAAAUUGAGAUAUGUUGGAGCUGAAAGCUCAUCAUCUGAAUUGGUUCUCAGGUAUGUGGCAUUAUUUGGCAACACACUGAAAACUUACCUGAUGUUUUGUGUUGUAAUCAGCAGCAUUUUCUAAUGUCUGUGGGUUUUACGUGGGAAAUCAGAGUGAUCGAUUAUUUUACCGUAGCACGUGUAUUACUGUAAACGUGUGUUGAUUAAACGUGCUGCAAGUUUGAGUUGAAAUGUUGGCCAAGUUAAGCAAUAAAAAAAAAAAAAAUCUUGUGUUUUCAUAUUGAGUAUUUAUUACUGAAUCACAACCUAAUAUUAUCAAAACGAUCAUGCGUAGAAGCAAUAUGAACUGGAUUUUAAUUACUAUUUUGUAUUUGAAUUUUUGUUGUGGUACGGUUAGGACGGUUUAGAAAUGAACAAACCCUACGGGUCCUGUUAAUACUGACUGACACAUUUGGCACACUUAAUGCCUGCACUUAGUGACGUCUGCUUGUCAUCAGAUCUGUCAGUUGAGGUGGAUGUUAAUACCAGGUGUGAACCAGGCCAACUAACCUAUGUGAAGAGCUUUGACUUCUUAGAUCUGGUCUUCUGUAAAACUGUAACCUCAACUACACUCACAAAAUCAGGGCAAUGAUCACAUUUCAACAACGUGCUGCGCUGUUUAUAUUAGAUUUUAACGUGACUAGGAUUAGACCAUAAGACACUUCAAGAAUUAGAAUGAACCCUUGUCAGCCCUUAUGGACAAUUUUGUCUUUUUCAUUUUGUUUUUUUUUUUUUUGUUUUGUUUUUUAAUCAUUUUGUCGGUGUUCAUGCAAACAACAUAAAUUUUGCAAGAGGUGUGUAUUUUUAUUGGAAUUUUAAUAUUUCACCCUCAUUUGCUUUCGUAAAUUUAUUUUAAACAAGGUACACAAAAUAGUUACACUCAGGAUCUUAAGGACAAAAAUGUCCCCAUCGUAACCCGUUCAAACGGCAAUAUUUAAUCCCUGUGACAUUUAAGCAUAAAAUCAUGUAUUCUCUGUUAAUAGGCUUUUAUUUUGUUGACAAGGUUUCAAAACAUUGAAUUUUUUUUAAACAUUUCUGAAAUGUGUAGUAUUUUCUCAGGUUUAGCCUCUGGGGAAAAUACAUCCUUUUCCUUUUGUCUGAUUCUGCUGUAUUAUAGAGCGCCGCAGACCAACUGAAUAAAUGAUGCAGCUAUUAUUGUGUGUGUGUGUGUGUGGGUGGGUGAG